Messenger RNA from Pomacea canaliculata, 1567 nucleotides. Its product is annotated as lipoxygenase homology domain-containing protein 1-like. The coding region runs from base 92 to 532 and encodes 146 amino acids. Gene Ontology annotation, molecular function: protein binding. The record is from RefSeq and is a predicted model, not a curated record. Lineage: Eukaryota; Metazoa; Mollusca; Gastropoda; Architaenioglossa; Ampullariidae. The transcript is spliced from 5 exons.
CCUCCCAACGAGCAAGCGACACGCGACAAUCACAAACUGUCGUUAGAACAUUUCUACAGAUACAAUAGACUGCGGCUGUUGAUUCAGAGGGAUGUGGCGUUUCGUCUUUCUGCUCCUGCUUCUUGCAUCUUUUGGCGUCCAUGGGGCCCGAUGGUGGGUUGAUACUUUUACACUGUACACUUUUGGUGGGGGUACAGACUCCGGUAUCUUUAUUACUCUAUUUGGAAUUAAUGGAAAAUCCGGAGAAAUAGAGUUAGACAAUCUCGACAACAACUUUGAAGCUGGGCAUAAAGACAUGUUCUUUAUUGAGACGCCUGACAUUGGUACACUGUGCCGCGUGCGCAUCAGGUCUGACGGUAGGCACCCUGCUCAUCCCUGGAAUCUCCAAAAGAUUGACAUUUAUCCUGAAGGAUCAACUGAUCCUUUCACCUUUACGUGCCAUUGCUGGUUGCAAGAAGGUCACUUAGAGGAGACAAUUAAUAAUAUUAAUCUUCCUCCCUCGAUGGCAAACCAAGGUGGAUGCAGUCCUUGAAUCCGGCGCUGACCAGCCAGCAUACAGAGUUUAUUCACCUAAUGGAACACCUUGCUCAUCGGCUGACAGGAAUUAUAAGAAAUAUCUGUCAACGUCUACUGUCAACCUUCAACAGUGUCAAGGCACACACCCGUGCUAUGAUUUUGCUUACAGUUGAAAAUUUCUAGUACAUUACAACAAAAGUAACUAUACUUAUGCCAGUGUGUAGGACAUCCCAUAAGGCACUACAAUGUGGCGAUAAAAGCAUAAUUAAUAUGAGUCAAAAAUUGUUUUUGAAAUAUGUCUGGAGGUUUGUGUGGUCAAAUCGGGGAUCUCAUUAGAGUAUACUUCAGAAGAUUAUGGGCGAGUGUAAGAUAACAACCCUUUUGGAUACUUUGACCUAUAAUACAUACAUAUGGAUGAAAUGCCUCGUUUUGGAAAGACUUUGUGUUUAGCUUCAAAAGAUUAAUUUUCACAACGACCAAAUAUUAAUUUAGCUGUAGUUGUUUUUCUAAGAAUACGUUUUCUUUCUUCUGGUAAACUUAGAGGGGUAGCACUUUGACCACAGAUAUCUCUAAGACAUUAAAAAAAUAUAAAAAGGAUCAUUCUUGAAAACUGAAAUAAAAACUUGUACUAUAAAAAGACACUAUUCAAUGAUCUGCAAAAGUUUGAUACUGUCUGAAUGUUAGUUUGAAAAAAGUACAUUUAAAAUGUAUUAUUGAUUACAGUCAGAAUUCUAAUUUAAACUUCCUUGAAAAAUCAUUCCGCAGACAGUUAUUUUAUAUUUGAUUAUUUUGUCACAAGAUGUUAUGAAAAGUAGGAAAUAUAGUGUAAACAUAUACACUAGCCAACCCUAAACUGUAAAGACUUCUGCAAAAGUAGACCUCUUAAGCCAAGGUCUUGUACCCCACAAGCAAUUCUAAUGUAAACUAUUCUACAAAAAAGAGUGGAAAAUAAUAUCCAAUUUUUGUAAAAGCGAGUUCUAAGAUUGUGAACAGUAUCGUUGUAAAUGACAUCUAUUAUGCAAGGUAAAAAUAAAAACAGUUGAACUGCAAA